Cercospora beticola is the source of this 1614-nucleotide messenger RNA. Its product is annotated as flavin-containing monooxygenase. The record is from RefSeq and is a predicted model, not a curated record. NCBI's taxonomy places the organism in Eukaryota, Fungi, Ascomycota, Dothideomycetes, Mycosphaerellales, Mycosphaerellaceae.
AUGCACGCCGAAACCAGAAAUGCCGAGGUCCUCAUCGUCGGUGCUGGACUCUCUGGUAUCUAUCAGUUGUGUUCCCUUGUUGGUCAAGGAUACAAUGCUAUACUGAUCGAAAUGGGUACUGAUAUCGGCGGGACCUGGUACUGGAACCGGUAUCCCGGGGCAAUGUCUGACUCAGGAGCGCCGUUCUAUCGAUUCUCUCAGGAUGACUUGCAGGAAUUCCCUGCAAAGAAUCGCUUUGUUAACCGAGAUGACAUUAUGUCGUAUCUGCGGUAUGUCGUCGACAAGCACAAGGUGCAAGAUCGUAUCAACCUGAACACCGAGCUACGACGUGCUGUCUUCGAUGAAGACUCGGCCACCUGGCGAGUAGAAACAUCUCAAGGACAUAUUGAGGCACGGUACUUGGUAUCAGCCAUGGGACUAUUGAACAAGACAAAUUAUCCCGACAUUAAGGGACUUGAUGAUUUUGGAGGCGAACUAUUUCACUCUGCCAGAUUCCCGACGGAUUUCGAAUUUAGCGACAAGAAGGUUGGUAUCAUCGGGAACGGGUCGACCGGGGUCCAAAUCAUUACAGAACUUGGUAAGGCAGGUGCCUGUAAUAGUCUCACUUCGUUUCAGCGCCAUCCGCAAUAUACUGUCCCGAAUGGUGACGGACCCAUCCCACCAGAAGAUCUCCGGGAGCUUGUGCAGGAUUGGCCUGGCACUUGGAAACGCAUAUUUGGCAGUCGAAUGGGCUUUGGUUUUGAAGAGGCCACGACGUUGACCGGAAGCGUGGACGAAGCGACUCGCCAGAAGGUAUUCCAGGACGCCUGGGACAAGGGCGGUGGUCUUCGCUUCAUGUUUGGCACCUUCGCCGACAUUGUGGCGGACCCUGCCGCUAAUGAGGCAGCUGCCGAUUUCAUUCGCGGCAAGAUCAAAGAGAUUGUGAAGGACCCAGCCAAAGCAGAAGCUCUUACACCACAUGACCUCUUUGCAAGACGCCCGCUCUCUGACGCGGGAUACUACGAGACUUUUAACAACCCAUGGGUUGACAUCGUUGAUCUGCGCAAGUCCCCGAUCGAUCAGAUGACCGCUGAGGGAGUACUUACGUCCGAUGGCAAGCUACAUCAGCUCGACGUGUUGAUCCUGGCCACCGGGUUUGAUGCUAUGGACGGGAGCUACCGCCGCGUGUCAAUCGAAGGCCGUGGUGGCGAGACGCUUAACGAAAGUUGGAGCGAUGGCACAAGGAGUUACUUGGGCUGCUCGGUCGCGGGAUUCCCCAACUUCUUCAUGAUCUUGGGACCGUACGGCGCAUUUGGAAACAAUAUUCCGAUCGCAGAGACAGUAGUCGACUUCGUCACAGCCAUGGUACGCGACGCGAUGCCACAGCCUGGCGGUCCUGGCAAAACGAUUGAGGCCGCCAAAGAAGCGGAGGACCAGUGGAUGGCGAUGUGUCAUUCCAUCGCUGACGCUACUUUGUUCACCAAACUGGAUGCUCCGACUUGGGUCAACGGCAGCAACAUAGCUGGGAAGAAACAAGAGCUGCAAUUCUUCGUUGGUGGUAUUGGGGCUUAUCGCAGCAUCUUAGAUGAUUGCAGAUCGAGUGAGCCUCGGUGGAAAGGUUUCAGCGUGUCUUAG